UGUGAACACAUCUCACCACACACCACGCACCAACCGCUUUCUCUCUCUCUCUCUCUCUCGCUCUCUCUCUCAUCCAGCAAUACACCAAGCAGCCUUCCCCUCAACCCCUCCUCCAUCCACCACCAUGAAGCUGUUCUUUUGCCCCAAGCCCGCCACCACUCUCCUGGUGUGCUGCGCCCUUGUGGCAAUCGUGAGCGCUCAAGACAACCAACAGGGUACUCCCAUGCCCACCUCCAUGGACACCACCAUGGAAACCACCACGGACACCACCGCGACGAUGGAUACCCCGGCGCCCAUCAGCAUGAACGGCGAUCCGACGAUGGAGACCCCGGCGCCCAUCAGCAUGAACGGCGAUCCGACGAUGGAGACCCCGGCACCCUCCGUGCACGAGCACACCGACGACAUGGACCACGAGACCGUGAGCCCCACCGAGGCCGGCGAGGAGGCUGACGGCGCGACUGCGAUGGGCGGCGGCGCCAGGGUGACCGCCGUGGUGUCGUGCGCUUUGGCCGCGUUGGCGGCCGGUGCCUUGUGGGGCCUUUGAGGUGGUGAUGUUAAUGUUGGUCGGCGGAUGAAAAUCGGAGCGGCCGUUCGCUUGCGCGCGUCGGUGCAUAGUGGCGGGGGCGACAAGCGAUGGCGGUGGCUUGACGGCUUUCGAACGAGUUUUGUUUCUGCCUUUCUUGAGGAGAGGGCGAUGGGCCGGCCUGGCCGUCUUCAUGAAACGCCGGCAUAAUCGUGUCAGGUGCUCCUGAUGCUGGGGCGUUCUUUUCUCUUCAAAAGGGGAGGCCGCUCCCCACCGCCCGGACGGCGGGAGUGGUUGCUCUGGGUAUGGUUGAGUCGCACAGGUGCCCCGUGUUGGGAAUUUUCGGUCUGCGCACGAGUUUUCAGUGUUGAGUUCUUGCAGAGGAAUGUAUUCGCUGCUGUAAUUUUCCCCUCUGUGGGGCAAGACUCUCUUUUCUUCUUUCUCUUGGGGGAGAAGGAUUUGUUUUGCGCCGCCGCAGGGAAUCGAACAUAUUCACUCCACUGCCAGUAGUCUAGAUGCGUGCCUCGUUUUUGUUCUUGUUGGAACCCUUAUUGUUUGUCGUGGUGCUUGGAAGUAGAUAUCCCUUGGGAGUAAGCUACACAGAAGUCAAGACGUGACUGCCGCAGCAAGUUCUUGAGCGGCCGCUCGAUAUGAAUGACAGAUGGUACAUGCGUCCUGUGUUGCUCUUUCGAGUGCGCAGCCCGCAAACAUUGAUUGCCCACGUUUUCUUACGGUUUGCCUGCCUACCUGUCCAGGAGGUCAGGAGCUGAUUAAUGUGGAAUGAAUAGGGUUCGGUGGGGGAGGGGUACCUUGUGUGAGAUUACGGAGGUUGAAUAUCUGACUGCUCCAGAGAGGUGUCCCUUAAAUUUGUACUUUUCAUUUUGAAAAGGACGGCCCAUGCACGUGCGCUUUUGCGUACACGCACGACACGUUUCGAAAUGGGUUCAGUCUCUUUGUUGAUGGCCCGCGUCUCAGAUCAUGAGGGCACGUGCGUCCUCUAGAGGGAGGCGCUUAUUAACGAUGUCAGCAGGUCUCCCAGCAACCCAGUGUUGAUUGGUGUUGGUGUGUCUUUCUUUUGUUUUGUCUUUCGCUGCUUGUUUUCUCCUUUGGGUCUCGGAAAACUGGUCUGACUUGUUUGGUCAAAACUGACCCGGCGAACAAACUGGUGGAAGUUCAACGUUACAACGCUGUAGGGGGGGCGACAAGAACCGUCUCACUCACUCGCGUACUGGAGAGCUACGGCAGGCACCGUGUGAAAACAAUGUUUUAUUUAAGGCUGUUCCUCUGGCUUUUUUUUUUGCGAUUGGAUGAGCUGGUCUGGUAGGCAGUGCUUGAGCAUCAACAGCAAGCCCCCUAAAGUUGGAAUGUGUGUACGGUCAAAAACUUUUUUUUUUUCCCUUUUUCGCGUUAUCGAAGUCAGCCGCCUGAAAAUAUGACCUACCCAACUUGCGUCGAAAAUGCUGUCGAGAAGGAGCUGCCACGUGAUCAUAGUUCCGCCAUGGAUUUUAUUCUUCCAAAUUGGAUACAGAUCGAUGCAAAUUGAAAAAGGUUAGGUUCUGUAGGGUACCCACAGAUCUCUACCGGGGGUAAUUACCCUCUGUUUUACCCUACAGAACAAUUCUGUGAGUUCUGUGCCCG
Messenger RNA from Ectocarpus sp. CCAP 1310/34, 2161 nucleotides. The record is from the annotation of a GenBank genome assembly. Lineage: Eukaryota; Phaeophyceae; Ectocarpales; Ectocarpaceae.